This is a messenger RNA of Nanorana parkeri, 1231 nucleotides long. It is a transcript of the gene TMEM129, whose product is annotated as transmembrane protein 129. Gene Ontology annotation, molecular function: ubiquitin protein ligase activity. Gene Ontology annotation, cellular component: membrane; endoplasmic reticulum. Lineage: Eukaryota; Metazoa; Chordata; Amphibia; Anura; Dicroglossidae. Bases 53 to 1141 code for a protein of 362 amino acids. Gene Ontology annotation, biological process: protein ubiquitination. The transcript has 4 exons. The record is from RefSeq and is a predicted model, not a curated record.
UCUGCGGCCAAGGCGGAAGUACGUGUCAGCGGCCAGCUUUCCCCUGUCUGUCAUGGAGAGCCCAGCUGUUACUUUCACCUUAGCUUACGUGGUGUUCGCGGUGUGCUUCGUGUUUACCCCCAAUGAGUUCCACUCGGCCGGGAUCACCGUGCAGAACCUGCUGUCCGGCUGGCUGGGCAGUGAGGACCUGUCCUUCAUACACUACCACAUCAGGAGGACCACUGCCACCGUGCUGGUGCAUUCCCUGCUGCCACUGGGUUACUAUGUAGGAAUGUGUUUUGCGGCCCCGGAAAAUAAUCUGUAUUACGUCUACACGGCCAGCGAAGGCUGGAAAGCGUUUGCGUUGAUGGCGGUUGCCCUUCCCACCUUGAUGAGCCUCCUCGCCCUGUACUGGUCACAGAAGAGAUGGAGCAAUCACCCUCUAGCGAGGACCCUGGCACAUCACGCCCUUCCCCGCUCAGGCUGGAGAGUCGUGGCCUCUUCCAUUAACACAGAAUUCCGGAGGAUCGAUAAGUUCGCCACAGGGGUGCCCGGAGCGCGGGUGAUUGUGACGGACACCUGGGUGAUGAAAGUGACCACUUACAGGGUGUAUGUGGCCCAGCAACAAGAUAUUCAUCUUACUGUGACAGAGUCCAGGCAGCAUGAACUCACCCCAGACUCCAACACCCCCAUCCAGUUCAUCACAAUACGGGUGGCCAGCAUCAACCCCAACGUUCGGCCCUUUGAUAUCAGAUUAAACUCUACAGAAUAUGGUGAGCUGAAGGAGAAGCUCCACGCCCCCAUCCGAAAUGCGGCCAAUGUUGUCAUCCAUCAAACACUGAGCGACUUGUUCCUGGAGACCUUCAGAUCUCUCGUAGAAGCCAAUAGUUUCUAUCAGCUGCCCAGCAGUCAGGAGUUGGAGCCCUGUAUUGGCUGCAUGCAGACCAGCGCCAACAUCAAGCUUGUCAAGAAUUGCCACGAGCCCAAUGACGGAGAGUGCCAGCAGUGUUACUGUCGACCCAUGUGGUGCCUUACCUGCAUGGGCAAGUGGUUUGCCAGUCGGCAGGAUCAGCAGCAUCCGGAGACCUGGCUGUCCAGCCAAGUGCCUUGUCCUACGUGCCGGGCCAAGUUCUGUAUUGUGGAUGUGUGCAUUGUACGGUGAAUCUACUGGCCAUUCUAGAUUUAGACUUAAGACUUUUUCUAUAGCCUAAAGUGUUUUACUAUUUUCCUAAACCUGGGAAAGGUGGGUCCU